GGAGGGGGGGCGGAGGAGAAUAAGAGACAGACCCUGACACAAAGCCGUCACUUCACUGGCGGCUUGUCAGUUACGAGGGGAGCGGGAGGUUAGCGGCGGGGCUUUGACACCGACCACCUUUGGGUGUCUUGUGUUGUUACGGGAGCAGAGUUCACGGCGGAAGGAGCCGACCUUCCUUUAUGUGUGUGCACCGCCGCGAGCUCUUUCACCGCGAGCGGCGCAGAAGUCAUUACGCGUGUACGCGCGGUAUCCGAAAGGGUCAAUUUAUUCGCCUUCUCCGCUUACCGGAGGGGGUUUCUCCCCGUGAAGUUGGCUUUGUGGUUGAACACCGGCGCGUCUCGAGUGUCCAGCGAGCGGACGGGACGAUGUCUGCCUGCCUACGCGGUCGGCGAAAGGCGGUUCGUCGCGAGCGAUGCGAAAAUGUAGUGCCGGCGCGCAUUUAGCUAGCUAAGCUAGAGAGCUAGCUGCCGCUGCUACUGUAGCCAUAAGGUAGAAGAGCCCCCCUCCCUCCCCAUUUAAACACGCGCGCGCACGCACUGAGGAGACUUUGAAGCAUGCUGCAUGCGCACUAAAUCAGUCCUCAGUGUUUCGGCCUACAUUUGCGACAUUAAGCUCAUUUGUUGAGUCGCUGCAGCUGCAGAAAUCCAGCUUUUUGUUGCUUUUUGUCAGUAGGCGGAAUGAUUUUUCUCUAAACCUUACUGCGGCGGUGUAGCGCUCCGGUUGGUUGGGUGGCUGCUGCUGCUGGCAGGCGUUGGUGGGCUUCUUGAAGGACUCUGAAGGAUGACCAUCGCACAGUUUGCUGCUGAAUCUCGGUGAACAAACGGCAUCUCAUGUCCAAACAGCUGAAGGAUGGCUCAUGGCAAAGUGACCAUCACAGUGGACGAGUACAGCUCCAACCCGACACAAGCCUUCACGCAUUACAACAUCAACCAGAGCCGCUUCCAGCCGCCGCACGUCCACAUGGUGGACCCCAUUCCUUAUGACACUCCCAAGCCAGCGGGACACACCAGGUUUGUGUGUGUUUCAGACACACAUUCGCGCACCGACGGCAUCCAAAUGCCAUACGGCGAUGUGCUGCUACACAUGGGGGACUUCACUGAGCUGGGCUUGCCAUCUGAAGUCAAGAAGUUCAAUGACUGGCUAGGUGGCCUACCGUAUGAGUUUAAGGUGGUGAUUGCGGGUAACCAUGAGCUGACUUUCGAUAAGGACUUCAUGGCGGAGCUAAUCAAGCAGGAUUAUUACAGAUUCCCUUCGGUCUCCAAACUUAAGCCAGAGGACUUUGACGAUGUUCAGUCACUUCUCACAAACUGUGUAUACCUGCAGGACUCAGAUGUGACCAUUAAGGGAUUCAGGAUAUAUGGAACACCAUGGACUCCAUGGUUUAAUGGUUGGGGGUUCAACCUACCUCGAGGUCAGUCGCUGCUGGAGAAAUGGAAUUUGGUGCCUGAGGGCAUCGACAUCCUGAUGACCCAUGGACCUCCUCUGGGUUUCCGGGAUUGGGUUCCUAAAGAGCUGCAGCGGGUUGGAUGUGUGGAGCUGCUCAACACAGUACAGAAACGGGUGCGACCCAAACUUCACUGCUUUGGGGGAAUCCACGAAGGGUACGGCAUCAUGACCGAUGGCUACACCACCUUUAUAAACGCAUCGACCUGCACGGUCAGCUUCCAGCCCACAAACCCCCCCAUCGUGUUCGACCUGCCAAACCCAUCCAGCUCCUGAGGCCGCGGGACCGGGGAGGUGGGCGGGGCUUGAUAAUAGCAGUGAUAAACUACUUCUUUUAUAUAAAUAUGUCCGUUUGGAAAGAAAAAAAUGUUAAAAAUGCUUUUUUUUGGUUGUUUUUUGCUAUUUUUAUGCUCUUCUCAGACAGAAAAGAAUUGAAGACGGGCUGGGGGGGUGGGAUUUAAAGGAGAAUACCGGGGAUCUUGGAGGUUUGUGCCAACAGUCCAGCUGCCUUGCUUCGAUUCAUGGCAGCCAGCAUUGUAAAGUUUCCUUCUUUUUUUCUUCUUAAUCCUCUGUUGCAGCUGACGCAACAAAAUAAUGGUUUUGUAUUUCAUUGAGCAGACAUGCCCCCCCCCCCUCGCUGCCACGUCCAGGCCGUAACCCGUAGAAACAUAUUGCCUUAGCGUGGGGCACCAGGUGAAGGCGGAUUUGAAAACUUCAAACUUCAUUCAUGCAGGUUUUGUGAUCACAUCUUAUUUUGUGUUCACAGAAAACCCAAUUAUGAGAAAUAUUUUCUCGCAUGUUUCUCCACAUUUUCAAAACCUGUAUUUGUCAACAAGUUCUUCUGCUUUGUACCAGUAUUCUCCUUUGAAGGCUUUCUUUGUGGUUAAACAAUCUCGCUCUUGAUAAAUAUUGGUCAGAUCUGUAAGACGAAUGACGCUUUGUGAAUUUGUACAAUUUCUUUCUUCGGUUUGCUGGACAAUGUAUGCCGUUUGAUUUUAUUGUGUCGUAAGAUACGUUUUUUUUAUCUUUUUGAUCUCACGUCAGUUUUCUUUUUUAUUUUUUUACUAGCUGACACGGACGCUGCCUUAAACUAGCUUUAUCGUUGUCAGCGAACGCCCCUCUCUGCGAGCUCAAAGGAUGCUCCUUAUUUAUUACCCAUCAUCCCCGCAGACUGAAGCAGGGGCAAAAAUCUUCUCAUUUAUUUCUUCGACUCUUUGCCAUUUUCUGACCUAAUUUGGAAAAUGUAUGUAUAAAAAUAUAUAUUAUAUAUUAAUGUUGUAAAACAUCUGUACUAAAGGUUGUGUUUGACAAAAAAGCAAAAAAAAAGAAUCAUCAGGUGCAUUUUUUUGGUUUGUACCUGUAAGAUUGCCAUGUUUUUUAUGCUCCCAUGAAACACUUUUCAUGCAUUUCUUUACUGUUUUUAAUCAAAGGCCAAUAGGGUGGACAUUUUUGAAGGAGAGGGGAAAUGUAUGGUUCACAAUCCAACAGGUGUUAUUGUUCCCAACAACUCACCUGCCUAAACAUGGUUAAGUUGUCUUUUCAAGUGUAAAUCUGGUAGUAUUUGUGUUUCUUGCUUUUUUUUCUUCUAAUUUUGCACUGUGUAAAUGCAAUCUUGCUAGCACAAAAAAAAUGGUUGCCAAUAGUUGUUUGAACAGCUGUAAAUGCUCUUUUCGUGCUCUGUUCCUCUCGCGCUUUCUCUGAUUGUAUCCUUCUUCAUGGAAAUGUUAGUUCUCUUUUUCAGUUCAUUGUGAUAUAUUUAGCUGCCUUUAUAUGCAAAUAAAAAUGCAAGAUUUUUACUUAAAACUUA
This is a messenger RNA of Oryzias melastigma (Indian medaka), 3250 nucleotides long. RefSeq names its product metallophosphoesterase MPPED2. The record is from RefSeq and is a predicted model, not a curated record. Gene Ontology annotation, molecular function: hydrolase activity. The coding region runs from base 850 to 1719 and encodes 289 amino acids. Lineage: Eukaryota; Metazoa; Chordata; Actinopteri; Beloniformes; Adrianichthyidae. The transcript has 7 exons.